Dendronephthya gigantea is the source of this 1058-nucleotide messenger RNA. RefSeq lists its product as uncharacterized. Bases 114 to 1058 code for a protein of 314 amino acids. The transcript has 12 exons. Gene Ontology annotation, molecular function: protein binding. The record is from RefSeq and is a predicted model, not a curated record. NCBI's taxonomy places the organism in Eukaryota, Metazoa, Cnidaria, Anthozoa, Malacalcyonacea, Nephtheidae.
AAGACAGACAGAAGAAAAGCCUGCAGAAGAAACAGAUAAACGUUCAAAACGAAACGUUAAGAAAGAUUUGAAGAGGGAAAUCAGCUAGAUAAGAACUUGCCAAACGACCAACCAUGUCAGACGACCAAGGAAUGCGAUCAACACGCAGAAACAAGAGAAAAGGACAAUUCUCCCUACCUAAAGACGAAGAACACCUCGAGGAAAGAUACAUCGAUGAUGAUAUCGGUCGAGGAGUUUUUACCACAAAAACAUUCUCCAAAGGGGAUUUCCUUCUAGAAUACAAAGGGGAAUUAAUUUCUCAAGAGGAAGGUUACAUUAGAGAGAAGAAUUACCCUGACGACCUUGGAAGCUUUCUUUUCUUUUUCCAACAAGGAAAUGCCUCAUUGUGUGUCGAUGCAACUCAUUCAGACGGACUUGGAAGACUGGUUAAUGAUGCCGAGGCAAGAGUGGCGAAUUGUCUGAUGAAAAGACUCAUCAUUAAUAGUCAACCUCACUUGGCAAUUUAUGCUAAGAGGGAUCUAUGUAAAAACGAAGAGUUACGCUACGAUUACGGUGUGAAGGACCUUCCAUGGCGAAUUCAAAAGGACCGAUUAAAACACAAACGAGAAAAAUUCACAGGGCUAACGAUCGCAGAGAAGGCAAAUGAAAGUGCCAAAGACCAACAAAAUGAGGACACUCCCCUCGGAUCCAUGGUUAUUGAUGAUCAUGCUCAAGUUACUAGCCAAGCGAACAACCAGAGUAAUAUUUCGUGUGUCACGCCUGUGUUUCCACAAAGGCAUUUGGAGGAUUAUGUCAUUACACCCUACACCCAUGACGAGUCUGUCGCCUUGGAAACAGACAAUCAUGUCCUGGUUGCCAAACAAGAAAAUGACGAUGCGACAGUUUCCAACGAAAUAGAUGACUACGCUCAGAUUACAUCACUGUCAGUGAUUGAUAAACAAGAGAAAUUAAAGGAAAGUGUCAUUGAACAAGAAAAAGACAACUCUGCUACCGGUGCAGAAUUUUCCAUGGAAAUUGAUGGGCAAAUCCAGCAGAGUAAGUUAUAUACAAGAAUAUAA